Adineta ricciae is the source of this 270-nucleotide messenger RNA. NCBI's taxonomy places the organism in Eukaryota, Metazoa, Rotifera, Eurotatoria, Adinetida, Adinetidae. The record is from the annotation of a GenBank genome assembly.
AUGGAGCCCAAGAUAAAGGAACACUCGACUGAUGUUCGAUCUCAAGUAAUUCAACAUUAUCUCAAUGGUGAUUCAUACCCUGAUAUAGUCGACAAGGUGUUAAUUCCACGUCCAACUAUCCAAUCUAUCGUGCAGAAAUAUAAAAAGUCAAAAUGUGUUUUGAAUCUCUGGGCGUGGUCGCAAACGGAAAACGACAGCUGCCGUCGAUCGAAUCAUCCGACGGAAAAUAAAGGUCGACCGUCGAAAAUCUGCAACGGCGGUCAAAAUUGA